Messenger RNA from Doryrhamphus excisus (bluestripe pipefish), 6153 nucleotides. RefSeq names its product mitogen-activated protein kinase 8 interacting protein 3 (gene mapk8ip3). Gene Ontology annotation, cellular component: cytoplasm. Gene Ontology annotation, biological process: vesicle-mediated transport. Gene Ontology annotation, molecular function: signaling receptor complex adaptor activity; JUN kinase binding; MAP kinase scaffold activity. Lineage: Eukaryota; Metazoa; Chordata; Actinopteri; Syngnathiformes; Syngnathidae. The record is from RefSeq and is a predicted model, not a curated record.
AAACAUGACACUAACAUAACCCUGUAUCUUUUCAAACAGGCCUUUUGUCCGGGAUCUCUGUUGCUGUAGAGUGCUUUUUCAUUUCAAACCCCUUCCAGUAUGCAGCACAGUUUAUACCACAAUACUUCUAUUGUUAAGUUACUCUGUGGACUGUGGAUGGUCUUGAGAGUAGCUUUGUGGUGGCAGAAUUGAUGAACGAGUGCUUUUAAAAACGCUAUGCGAUUCUGAUCAGUAUUGGUUAUUGUUAUGCCUCAUUUAGUUAUAUUUAGUCUUUCUUUGUCCGAAGCAGUGAAGCACCAGUUUCAGAGUGCAUCGUCAUUAUUAUUAUAUCUAUCACCACACACUUUUUAGGUCAAGCACAGUGGAAACUGGUCAACUUCCGGUUUUGGCCUUUAGAGAUAAAAUAUUAUUGGGUAGUGAUGUACAGUAUAGGUUGCCUAAAAUUACCACAGCACAGAAAGACGUGACAGUAAUUGACAGCAAUUACAACACCAACAAAGUUAAUCUCUUACUUUGUAGAUUUAAAAAUAUCAAUUCAACCUCCAUAUUUGGUUAUAUUCGGAAUAUACAAAAAAAUCUAGUGGAAGGAGUUUUUCAAGCUGUGGAUACCCAGAAUCACACACAUACUGCUGAAUAACAAACAGGCAUCCAAAGGGGGGACAGGAGGCAAUUACAGUCUGCGUGUGUUAUUGGCCCACAGCACACCGUAGAAAGGAAAUUAAGAAAGGGGAUAAAAGAGAGCAUAAAGGUACAAUGUAAAGCGAAAUAUUGAUAUUAAUAACAUAGUGCCCUAGUCUGUUAUAUAAUUCACAACACUUAAAAAACGUCGACGUACCGUGCUUCUCUAGUGUCAAACGCUGACAACGAAUUUUAAUUUGAAAUCGUGAACUCCAUUUCCGGUGCGUUGUGCCUAGUCCGUGCAGGCGGCGUGACGUCAUCCACAGUCGGUCAGCUGGCUCGUGCAUCUGAACGGCAGAGAGAACCUCUCCCAUUGGGAGACAUCACCAUCACCAGCCGCCUCGGCGGCCCACCCGGAAGCUUCCAUCAUGGAUGAAAACUAUUGCUAGUGAACGUUUCUAUUUAUUGUUGUAUUUAUUCACUUAUUUAUUCAUCCGGCCAGCAAUGGCGGGGUUCCGUGGUCACGGCCGCUGAGCAGGUGCAGUGUUAUCGACGAAGGCAUCUUCCUCCUCGGCAUGGCCCCGGAGAGGGCCCAGCCACAGACGAGCUGUUCGAACGGACCGCAUUCAUAGUUGGGCAGUGACACAACGAGCUGGUGAAGAAGGAGAAGAAGGAGGAGCCAUCUUUAUCACAUAUUAGUAUACAUUAGUCUUUCUAGCACAAGGAAUGCGGAAUUCCACGUCUCCCCUCCGUUGACCCGAUCCGAAACACCUCCACAGCCCACAAGGCCUCGCCAGCCCUCAUCUGGAUCCCGCCGCCAAGAUGAUGGAGCUGCAGAUAGACGAGGUGGUCUACCAGGACGACUACGGCUCCGGCACCGUGAUGUCGGAGCGGGUGUCGGGCCUGGCCAACAGCAUCUACAGGGAGUUCGAGAGGCUGAUACGCAGCUACGACGAGGAGGUGGUGAAGGAGCUGAUGCCGCUUGUGGUCAACGUCCUGGAGAACCUGGACGCCGUGCUGACGGAGAACCAGGAGCACGAAGUGGAACUGGAGCUCCUGAAGGAGGACAACGAGCAGCUCAUCACCCAGUACGAGAGGGAGAAAGCGCUGCGCAAGCAGGCGGAGGAGAAAUUCAUCGAGUUUGAAGAUGCCUUGGAAGCAGAGAAGAAGGACCUUCAGGUCCAGGUGGAGUUUCUGGAGCUGCAAGGGAAACAGCUGGAGCUCAAGUCAAAGAACUAUGCUGACCAAAUUACGCGGUUGGAGGAAAGGGAGUCGGACAUGAAGAAAGAGUACAACGCUCUGCACCAGCGCCACACUGAGAUGAUCCAGACAUACGUUGAGCAUAUCGAGCGCUCCAAAAUGCAGCAGACGGGAAGCAACAGCCAAUCAGAUGGCCCCGGCAGUGGACGAACUCAACGUCACACAUGGAGGAAAAGCAGCAAAGCGGAGCGCCCGCCAUCGUUGAGCCUGUACCCCAGCGGCGAGGGCAUGGUACGUGGGGGUCUCGGGGGGGCUAGGAUGAUGCCCGGGAAAGACAUCUGGCAGGUCGGCGAGCUGGGCCAGUCCACCUUCAGCUCCGCCUAUCAGGAGGACGGCUCGGAGUCCGACUCUGUGGCGGCGACUCCCAGCAGCACCGGAAGCAAGUCCAACACGCCCACCUCCUCCGUCCCCUCGGCCACCGUCACCCCCAUCAACGAAGGCUUCCUCCCGCCCUCCGAGUUUGACGUGAUGCGGACCGGGAACCGAGGCAGGAAAAGCGGCAAGCGACUCAGCCGGAAUAUGGAAGUCCAGGUGUCCCAGGAAACCAGGAACGUCAGCAUCGGCAUGGGAAGCAGCGACGAGUGGUCCGAGUUUCAGGAGAUUAUCGAUUCCACGCCUGAGUUGGACAUGUGCGUGGACCCGCGUGUGUACGGAGGAGGAAACAGCCCCUCCCAAGGCAUAGUGAACGAGGCCUUCGGCAUUAACACAGACUCCCUCUACCACGAGAUCAAAGAUGCCAAGUCUGAUAUCAUUGGAGAUGUGGAUGCGGGUGCAGAGCUGCUUGGCGAGUUCUCAGUCCGAGACGAUUUCUUCGGGAUGGGGAAGGAGGUGGAGAAUCUGCUGACGGAGAACAAACAGCUCCUGGAGACCAAAAACGCACUCAACAUCGUGAAAAACGACCUCAUUGCCAAAGUGGACGAGCUGUCCAGUGAGCAUGAAGUGUUGCGGGAGGAACUGGAGGCCGUCAGGCAGUCCAAGAACAAGGUGGACGCCCGAGUCAAAGAGCUGGAAGAAGAACUCAGGAGGCUGAGAGCGGAAGCUCUCGGAGCUUCCCGGGACUCCAAGGAUGAAGGAAGCGAUGAUUUCUCGUCACCGAUACAAGAUGGAGACAUGACCAUGACACAGCGGCGGCGGUUCACCCGCGUGGAGAUGGCGCGGGUGCUGAUGGAGAGGAACCAGUACAAAGAGAGGCUGAUGGAGCUGCAGGAGGCCGUGCGGUGGACGGAGAUGAUCAGGGCGUCCCGUGAGAGUCCUCCGAUUCAAGAGAAAAAGAAGUCGACCAUCUGGCAGUUCUUUGCACGUCUCUUCAGCUCAUCGGCCAGCCCGCCGCCCGUCAAGCGGCCAUACUACAGCGUCAACAUCCACUACAAGUCGCCCUCGCCGGCGGGCUUCUCCCAGAGGCGCAGCCACACCAUGUGUCAGAUCUCCACCUCCAACCGCACCCUGGAGUUCUUCCCUGAAGAACUGGCCAGUAACGGUGUUGCGUCUCUCCUCAGUGACUCGGCACUGUUGGCCCGCCGAGAGCAGCGGCGGGAACAGUACCGGCAGGUCCGCGAGCACAUGCGGCGCGAUGACGGCAUCAUGCAGGCCUGCGGCUGGAGCGUGCCGUCCCGCUUCAAACAGGCUGCUGGUCAGACGGACAGCGCUCAGGACAGCCCGCUGAAGAGACAACAGACCACCAGUGAGAAAGAAGACAACCGCAUGAAGAACGUUCCCGUACCGGUCUACUGCCGACCCCUGGUGGAGAAGGACCCGAAUAGAAAGUUGUGGUGCGCGGCCGGGGUGGACCUGACCGGGUGGAGGGCCGGCAGCCAGGAGUCGGGUCCAGUCAAAACGGCCACCAACGGCGGCGACCCGCUGCAUGCCGAUGAGACGGAAUCCGGCAGGAAGAGCAACCACAACUCCCCGGAGAAGAGGAAGUCCAAGGAGCUCCAGGAAACGGACACCAUGAGCAGCCGCGUGUGGAUUCUCACCAGCACGCACUCCGCCAGCAAGGUGGUGAUCAUCGACGCCAACCAGCCGGGCUCGCUGGUGGACCAGUUCAACGUCUGCAACGCGCACGUGCUCUGCAUCUCCAGCGUGCCAGCUGCCAGCGACAGCGACUACCCGGCGGGCGAGAUUGUGUUGGAUCCGGGUGAUGGUGGCGCAGGGGGAGGCGAGGACUCCGGCAGCGUGGAGGGUAUGUUGGCUGGUAUCACGCUAGUGGGUUGCGCCACUAACUGCAGUGUUGCCCGUAGCAACUGCUCCUCACGCACUGACACUCCCAUAAUGGACAAAGGACAAGCCCCCGCCGCCCCCCCUGCCAAUGGCAAGAUUCACCCGGCCCAGUCCGCCGAGGAAGCCACGGAGGCCACCGAGGUUUCCGAGUCUACCGCCAGCCAUGCGGAACUUGGAGCCGGACCUCCGGGACCGUUUAUGGAGCAUGUCUUUACCGACCCCCCGCCUCGCCCGGCAGAUGGCGCUGACAGGGGUACUGGGCAGUCCAAAGAGGAGACGUCAGCGCCUCCGGAGACGGAGGACGGGGGCGACGAGGCCAAGAACUACACCAGCAUGGCCCCCACCAUGUGGCUCGGGGCGCAGAAUGGCUGGCUUUACGUCCACUCGGCCGUCGGCAACUGGAAGAAGUGUCUGCACUCCAUCAAACUCAAAGACUCGGUGCUCAGCCUUGUGCAUGUCAAAGGUCGGGUGCUGGUGGCCCUCGCUGACGGGACCUUGGCCAUAUUCCACAGAUCAGAGGACGGCCAAUGGGAUUUGUCCAACUACCACCUGAUGGACCUGGGCCGGCCUCAUCACUCCAUCCGCUGCAUGGCCGUGGUCCACGAUAAAGUCUGGUGCGGCUACAAGAACAAGAUCCACGUCAUCCAGCCUAAAAGCAUGCAGAUCGAGAAGUCCUUCGACGCCCACCCUCGCCGGGAGAGCCAGGUACGCCAGCUGGCUUGGAUCGGCGACGGCGUGUGGGUCUCCAUCCGGCUGGACUCCACGCUGCGGCUCUACCACGCCCACACCCACCAGCACCUGCAGGACGUGGACAUCGAGCCCUACGUCAGCAAGAUGCUCGGCACCGGCAAGCUGGGCUUCUCCUUUGUGCGAAUCACCGCCCUCCUGAUUGGCGGCAAUCGCCUGUGGGUGGGGACCGGAAAUGGCGUCAUCAUCUCCAUCCCGCUAACCGAGACGGUGGUCCUACACCGGGGACAGCUCCUGGGUUUGAGGGCCAAUAAAGUGUCUCCGACGUCCUCCGGCGGGGUGAUCCACGUGUACGGCGACGACGGCUCGGAGAAAAGCAACGGCAGCUUCAUCCCAUAUUGCUCCAUGGCACAGGCACAGCUUUGUUUCCACGGACACCGCGAUGCCGUCAAGUUCUUUGUCUCCGUGCCCGGCAACGUACUGGCCACACUGAAUGGCAGCGUGCUGGACAGCCCAUCAGAGGGUCAAAGCUCCACGGCCCCCCAGGAGACGGAGGCCCAGAGUGUUCAAAACGUGUUGGUGCUGAGCGGAGGAGAGGGGUACAUUGACUUCCGUAUAGGGGACGGCGAGGAUGAAGAGACGGAGGAAGGUGAGAGUAACGGCGCCUCGCAGGUCAAACCUACUUUGUGCAAAGCAGAGCGAAGUCACAUCAUCGUCUGGCAGGUGUCUUACGUACCCGAGUGACCGCCUUCCUUCUUUUGGUGCCCCCCCACCCCCCCUUGUAAUUAAUCCCUGGUCAUGUAAAAGUUCUCUCGACUCCAAAAAUGAAGGAAAAAAACAAUACAAGCUGUGCAUCGCCCCCCCCACUAACUUUAAUGCCUUGUAAAUUCCUAACCGCCUGCCAUGCUGACCCCCUCCAGAGCAUUCUAAAUAUCAUUGUGAGCCUUGUAACCCCCCCCCCCCCCACCUUUAUCUGUGGUAUAUUCCUCCUAAUCUCCUUCUAUAUUUACCUCAAAUGCCCUGCAUCAUCCCAAGUUCCUUCUGACCAACCCGGACUUCUUAAAGCAGCUCAAAGCCCAAAAAUGUAUCGUAUGUUCAUUAGAUCGUCGCCAUCAGCAGCCAAUCCCUGACAUUUCAUCCGUAAGGAAUCUCACGUAAUAUGAAAAAGUCCUAUAAUGAACCCCUUAAGAAGAACGGAUGUGAAGGAGAAGGUCAUGGCGGCGCUUGAGAUGACAUAACAGGUGGCGUGUUGUCGCUGUGUGUACAGGGUCACUGUAGAUGUCCGCUAACGCUCUUUGCCCAACAUGUUCAUUCAUGCAUUGAUCUCUGUGGGGAUUGAAUAUUAAACAGAUGUGUGCUGAUAAACGACAA